Messenger RNA from Globicephala melas (long-finned pilot whale), 3269 nucleotides. It is a transcript of the gene DENND2C, whose product is annotated as DENN domain containing 2C. The record is from RefSeq and is a predicted model, not a curated record. NCBI's taxonomy places the organism in Eukaryota, Metazoa, Chordata, Mammalia, Artiodactyla, Delphinidae.
AUGCACCCAACUGGGAACAUGGAUGUUGGUUUUUCUCGUUCUGCUGUUCAUACACUGUCAAGAAGCCACUGCAGAAACAUCAAACAAAAAAUUUCUCAGUGGGAAGGAAGAACUAAUGGUAAAUCUAAUCCAGAUAAGUGCGAUCCAAAGGACUUUGGAGUGAGAUAUAAUAACUGUAAUCAAGAGAUUCUUCUUAAGAGAAAUCCUGUUGCUGAGGGAAAGAGCAAAAACCUGGAUGUCACCAACUCUCAAAAUGUUGAUCAGGGUAUUAAUGAAGAUGCCAAAAGCCACAAUCGAAGUGAGGAUGAAAGUGAGAGACGUGAGUAUGAUGAUACACACUUCUUUAAAAAUGAAUCAGGAUCCAACUGGGUAUGUUCUCGGGCCAAACAAACUGAAAGCUGGAAAGAAGUUUUGGAUCCAGAGACUUCAUUACCUCCAGGAAAUUUCUAUACCUCACAGAUAUUGUGGAAGAAAAUAGAAGCACUUCCCCCAGAUAAAGUCUUAAAUUUAGCUUUAGAACAUUGUGACUCUUCAGAAAAAGAACUGAAUUUCAGAGGUCUGGAUAGUUCAUAUGGAGUAACGAAGAGCUUAGAAAACAUUUACUCUGAACCUGAGGGACAAGAGUGUGGACCUUCUAUAAAUCCUUUGCCAAAACCUCGUAGGACAUUCAGAUAUUUAUCUGAAUCUGGUGAUAUGCCAUAUAAAGAAAGAAACUGUGACAGAAAAUACUGUGAAAAUAAUUCUUGUACAGAGCCCUCUUUAGCCUCUUCUCAGGAACCUGAACCAAAGAACUAUGGCAGAAAAAUCAGAGGGAGAUCUAAAAGGAAAUCCUUUGAAUUUGAGGACAUUCAGCACUUUCGAAAUCAGAACUCACGGAAGAUUCGUGAAGAACUUAGAAGAAAUUCUGGCUCAGCACUUUAUUACACACAGUCUGAGGACAAUAUCUAUGAGGAUAUCAUAUAUCCCAUCAAAGAAAAUCCAUAUGAAGAUAUUCCAGUGCAGCCUUUGCCCAUGUGGAGGUCUCUUUCAACAUGGAAGCUACCACCCCCUAAAAUUGCUUUCAAAGCACACAAGCUUCCUCCCAAACCUCAGUUACUUCACCGGAAGACUAUGGAACCGAAGAACUCACAAGUUUAUUUAUGGUCAAAGCUCACAAAGGAUACCACAUUGCCUGUCACUUUAACUGAAUGGAAGCUUUUCCGAGCUGGAGAAGUUGCAAACAGGAAAAGGAAAAAUCUUCCAAGGCUUGUAUUGAAAAUAGAUGAUAUAUUUGAAUCUAAGAGAGGGAAGAAGAGGGUAAAGUUACACCCUUACACUGGAAAAGAUGUACCUCCCUCUAAAGGUGAAACCUGUGGGUACGAAAGUGAUGCCGAGUAUCUGCCAAAGAGUCGCUACAAGCGCAUAGCGCAACUGCAGCAACCUUCCAAGAGGAAUCCUCACUACCAGACCUUAGAGCGGGAUCUAAUUGAAUUACAGGAGCAGCAGCUGUUUGAACUUUUUGUGGUGGUGUCUCUACAGAAGAAGCCAUCAGAAAUAAGCUACAUUCCCCAGGUCAUACAACAAUUCCCUAGCAAGGGUGAUCAUGGCUGUAAGCAAUCCAGAGACAUUGAAGACAGGCUCAAAGUUAUCCCAAAAUUUUGUUUUCCUGAUUCAAAGGACUGGGUGCCAACCUCAGAACUCAAGAGUGAAACGUUCUCCUUUGUCUUAACUGGUGAAGAUGGGAGCCGGUGGUUUGGUUACUGUAAGAAGCUCUUGCCAGAAGGCAAAGGAAAGCGACUCCCUGAGGUAUACUGCAUGGUCAGUCGCCUAGGCUGCUUCAACCUUUUUUCAAAGAUUCUAGAUGAAGUAGAAAAGAGAAGAGAAAUGUCUCCAGCUUUGGUUUACCCAUUUAUGCGAAGUGUCAUGGAAGCUCCUUUCCCAGCUCCUGGACGCACCAUCACAGUAAAGAGCUACCUCCCUGGGGCUGGAGAUGGGUCAAUUGAACUGUGCCGACCACUGGACUCACGAUUGGAACAUGUUGAUUUUGAAUGUCUCUUUAAGUGCCUGAGUGUGUGCCAUCUCAUUCGGGUCUGUGCCUCUCUCCUUUUGGAGCGGAGGAUAAUCUUUGUUGCCAACAGCCUAAGCACCCUGUCAAAAUGUGGCCAUGCUGUGGUUGCCACACUGUAUCCAUUCACCUGGCAGCAUACCUACAUCCCAGUCCUGCCAGCAUCUAUGAUCGACAUUGUGUGCUCACCUACUCCUUUCCUUAUUGGAAUCCUGUCUUGCUCCUUACCACAGCUCCAGGACCUACCCAUUGAAGAGGUGCUGAUAGUUGAUCUCUGUGCAGACAAGUUCUUACAGGAGGUAUCUGAUGAGGAUGAAAUUCUACCACCUAAACUCCAGGCUGCCCUGAUACAAAUUUUGGAAGAACGAAAUGAAAUUUUGGCUCAGGAGCAGAAUUUUUUACAAGAAGAUGUGACACUCAACUCUCUGGUGUCCGAAGCAUUUGUCAGGUUUUUUGUUGAACUGGUGGGACAUUAUUCUUUGAGCAUGACUGUCACUGAGCAUGGGGAGCGUGUAUUCCAAAGGGAGCCAUUCCGUAAAUCCCACACCUCCCGAAGUGUACGCCACUUCCUGGAUCUCUUCAUGGAAACUCAGAUGUUUGCAGGAUUCAUCCAGGACCGAGAGCUUCGGAAAAGUGGGGUGAAAGGUUUGUUUGAGGUCCGGGCCCUCCAGUAUUUGGAAACAAUUCCUGAAUCUGAGCCCAGUGGAGUGAAUAGAAUUUUGCGGACUCUUGGAAGUAAAAUGAAAUUUCUUCAGAAGAAAUGAAAUCUUUGAUUGACAGCCUCCAUCCUAAAUAGAACAGAAAGUGACAAAGAAACUAUUUUUCCAAGAGUCAAGAUGCCCUGAAGUAUUCUACAAAGUCUUGAAAGUUGAAAGGUUACAGAGCGGGCCAGGUUCUCGGAGGAGGAUUCUCCUGUUGCUGCUGUAGUAAUCACUGGAGAAUUGUUGGGAGUAGUCUGGAACCAAUGCUCCCUUUAUUCUGCCACCAGAUUUUUUUUAAGUGGCCUUUCUUUUUGAUUCUUGAGCUCAUUCUUUGUGUUUUGAGCUUAGUCUAUGAAGGCAUUUGUCUUUUACAAGAAAGAGAUGGUGUUGCAUUUUAAAAACAGCUCAUAGAUGAGCACAAUGAGAAAAGUGCUGCAUUUAAGGUACUACGGAGGCAUGAUAGAAGUAGAGGACUAGCCCUUCACACAUAAUUCUCAUCACUGAAAUACCAUGGCAGCUUUAAA